Manduca sexta (tobacco hornworm) is the source of this 1355-nucleotide messenger RNA. RefSeq lists its product as uncharacterized. The record is from RefSeq and is a predicted model, not a curated record. Lineage: Eukaryota; Metazoa; Arthropoda; Insecta; Lepidoptera; Sphingidae. The transcript has 2 exons. Bases 17 to 1276 code for a protein of 419 amino acids.
AAUUCAGGCCGGCAAGAUGGUACUCCAGUUCGAAGGUGCAGUUAAUAAUAUCAGUGAGGUCCAGCUGGCUUUCAUUCGCGAAGUUCUAGAAAAAAGAGGAUAUAAAGAUACCAAAGUAACUAUUGAAGCAGUCGGUAAAGCAGGAGACAAUUACGUAGCCAAUGUUAAAAGAAUCAUUGUUAAAAACGAAAAUGGAGAAUUCAGAAUUAUUGCGAAAGUUGCGUCACAACAGGAACAUUUAAGGAUUACUGCAGGUGUACAACAAAGUUUCAGAAACGAACAUAUUAUGUAUACGUUGGUCCUUCCUAAAUAUCAACAAUUUGAAGAACAAGCAGGUUUACAUAAUGAUGACAGGCUACGGUUUGCAGAAUGUUACGGAUCAUUUACCGAGCCACCGCAUGAAGUGAUCCUUUUGGAAGACUUGCAAGUAGCAGGCUUCAGCAUGUUGGAUAGAUUCACGCCACUAUCCGAUAAAUGCAUCAGGUCAAUGCUGAGAAACCUUGCUAUUCUGCAUUCUCUUUCCUUCGCACUUAAAUAUAAAGAACCAGAAACAUACAAUGAAUGUAAAAACAACCUUAUAGACACUUUAGUAAUAGAUGAAAAGCGCCCAGACAUACAAUAUUUCUGGUCCUAUUUAGAAAAUAAUGCCGUUAACGUAGUCGAAGGAGAUGUGAGAAAAAAACACGUAAACAAAUGUGUUAGCUAUAAUAUGGAACAGAGUAGCAAGAUUUCAAAAGAAAUCGCAGGGUCGAAACAGUCCGUCAUCCAACAAGGAGAUGUUUGGACUAACAACAUAUUAUUCAAAUUUCAUGGAGAUUCAGUCGAAUCAGUGAUGAUAGACUACCAAAUGACCAAAGAAAACAACCCAACGAACGAUCUCAUGCUCACGAUCUUCGGUUGCAGCGACCAGGAGACGCAGGUGAAACAUUUCAACGACUGGCUCGACUACUACCACACGGAGUUAGACCAAAAGCUCCACGACUUAGGUCUGAAAGCCAACUUCGUGUAUCCUAGAGACCAGCUAGACGCUGACAUGAAGAGAUACGCCAAGAGUAGUCUCGGCGCAUUAGUUGUGGCAGUAACUUUUAGUUUAAUGCAACCUUCUAAUGCUGAGAAAGUUAAGGAUUCUACAGAGGAACAGUUCAAGCCUGUUAAGGAAGAAGAAAAAGAAGCUGCUGUGAAAGAUUUUUUUAGAUUCGAUGGUCAACAUAAGGAAAUGUACAAAAAGAGAUUAGAAGGAAUUGUUGACAAUUUCAUCAAGUUUGGACUGUUAUAAAAAAUAUAAAACAUUAAUUAAAGAUAUUUAUUUUUUAUAAAUAAUUAAACGAUGUAUUGAAUAAUUGAGCGACGAAUAA